CGAGAUUGAACAGUGUCCUGUCAAUCAUUCAUUAGUUGCCACUCAUUCUUGUGGGGGGAAGAAGACCAAUUCAUUUUCUGCCAAUUAGCAGACAAAAAACAGAUUAUCCACAGAAAGAUAAAUGUUUGAGGAUCAUAUUCCCCACUGCCAACUAAUGUUUAUCUCGCUUACUGGUCUAUAAAUCGCCACGUCUAUUGUACAUUAUAGAAAUGAAUUGUGAACGAGAAGGAAAAUAAUCCUGACAAGGGAAAAAAAAUCAGUCCUUUUGCCCAAAAAUCUUCCUGGACUCUUCUUCUUUUCAUAUUCCUUCUCUGCAAUUCCAUUUAUGCCUGCUUCAUUUUGAAAAAUUCUUUUCAAAAAUACUUGUAUCUGAGUAAUUUUACAGGCUAUGGCAGUUUCUUUUGAAAGUUUAUCAUCUGUAUGUGAAAGAGCCCAAAAUUGUGGCAUCAGUUUUAAACCCAACUCCAGAAGAGCUAUCAGUGAAAGAACCCAAAAUUGUGGGAUCAGUUUCAGACCCAAUUCCAGAAGAGCUAUUAUCGGCACAAAAAAAUGCAAAUUUAUGUUUAGAAUUAAUUGCAGUGGAAGAGGCAGACAUGGAGGCGGACUAAAUCACUAUUCACGCCAGGCUUUCAGUAGUUCCUCUGUUGAAGAUGCUUUGAUCACUUCAUGGGUGCUAUAUAAGCAUGAUGAUGUAAAGCCCAAAUCAAUUCCAUCAAAACCCACUUCUCCUGGUUAUGAAAAUGUUCAGGCAGUUGCUGAUGAUAACCAGACCACCAGUUUUGUGGCAGAUGCUCAAGGUAGGAAAGGGAGGCAAAAUUCUAGAGUGGGGAAUCCUUCACUUAGUCUGUCACAGAGCUUUGAUGUACAGACUAGCAGUGGGUACAUUAUUGGAGCUACAGGCCCCCCUGCAACCUUAUCAAAACCAUUUGCAGGAGGGGCUGGAUUGUAUAUGGCGCUGGUGUUUGCACUUUUGGGUAUCACCACUGCUGGAGCCUCUUUGUUGGGGAUGAAUUCAUCUCAGGAGGAAUGCACCAAAUGUUCUGGUUAUGGAGUAGAGAGAUGCCACCUGUGUCAAUCUACUGGAAUCAUAAAAUGUGAAAUGGAUACCGUGCAUUAUAUUACUUGUCCUUUGUGUUUUGGUUCCCUUACAAAAAAGUGUUCAAGCUGUGAUGGUGUACGCAUGAGGAAGGGUGUGCCCCCAUUCUUGCAACAGGAGCAGGUCAGAUCUUCACAGAGAAGCAAUAACUGACAGUAGAACAAGGGGAAUACAUUUUUGUUUUUAUAAUAUACCAUGCUGAAAAAUAUGAGAAAUGGUGUAUUUAGAAUGCCAAAUAUCAUUGGUUGAGCCUUUAGUUUCUCAUUAGAAUUAGAUCCCAAAUAGUAUUCAUCCUAUAGGUUCUGUAUAUAUAUAUAUAUAUAUACAGGAAAUGUAGAUUUUUCCAGAGUUAGUGAUAAAAGACCAUCAAGAGAUCUUAUGAUUUUGAAAUGGUCUGUGGCAAAAGUUAUGGUUGGAGCUCAUUUUCCUCCAAUUUAUAUUGUACAGUUCAUUAGUAACCUUAAACACCUAAUAUGGUCUUUACACGCCCUUAAGACCAAUGUACUCAUCUAAGGCAUAUCCAAGCAGUAAGACUAUCUACAGGAAACUGUAAUGUAAUCUUGGAAGAUGAGAACUAUUGUAUUUUUGUAUACUUGCAGUGGCAUACAAACAUGAAUAAUGUUUUGAAGUGAAAUUGAUUUAAGUUGUACGCACAAAAGUUAGGUUUCAGAGGACCAACAAAUCAAUAUGAUUCAUUUGUGAUGUAUGUUA
Messenger RNA from Cryptomeria japonica (Japanese cedar), 1807 nucleotides. RefSeq lists its product as uncharacterized. The record is from RefSeq and is a predicted model, not a curated record. The transcript is spliced from 5 exons. Bases 389 to 1249 code for a protein of 286 amino acids. NCBI's taxonomy places the organism in Eukaryota, Viridiplantae, Streptophyta, Pinopsida, Cupressales, Cupressaceae.